GUCGCUUGGGAGCCGAUUGGUUGAUCGAGAGUUUAGGCUCUGAAAGCGAAGGAGAAGAUCUCAGUCUUGACAGUCUGCAAUACUGGCUCCCUAGCAACUUCUGGAUAUGGAACCGCCCUAGGAAUUAUCACUGCUCUCCAUGAGCUCGAUCGAUUAGAACACACCUACUUCAUGCAAACUACUCCUUAUCUACAAGGCGCUAGACUCACCAGUUUAGAGCUUCAAGCUCUUUCGAUCCCUUGCUCCAUGGUCUGUGACUCCGCCGUUGGAUGGCUGAUUCAAUCCGGAAAGGUUGACGCUUUUAUCGCGGGUGCAGACCGGAUUGCUUCCAACGGAGACACCGCCAACAAGAUAUCAACCUACCAGAUUUCAUUAAUCUGUAAACAUGGGAACAACCCCAAACUGAAGCCGAAUAUCCCUGUGGUAAUCGCGGCGCCGCGCACGACGAUCGAUUUAAAGAUUGACUCUGGCAAGGCGAUCCACAUUGAAGAACGAUCAAGUUUGGAGGCUUGUUCAGUGAGAGGGAAAGUGAUUGGGGAGGGGCCGAAGGAGGAUCUUGAGGUGGCUACUGUCCUCGUUACCCCCGAAAACACCGUCGCCCUUAAUCCCGCGUUCGACGUCACUCCGGCUCAUUUGAUCGACGCUAUUGCUACUGAAGUCGGCGUGAUCGUGAAGGAUCAUGGUCAAGAUCAAUUCAAUUUGAGGUGCUAUUUCAAGUAGCUUUGGUCCACAAAAAAAACCCAUUUAUUUUCCCUGUUGGAAACUCUCAACCCUCUGAUUGACAGAAAAGGAAAAGGAUACCUCUUGUAUUUGACUCUCUCAUAUAUGAUUUCUUCAGGAUUGAAUAAGAAGAAAAUCAGCUCAUACGAUCCCAUGUAAUUGUAUACCACCAUUUUUCAUUUUUUUGUUUGGCCUCUUUCUAAUGGGAAACAAGCUUUAGAAUCAACCCUUUUUUUGGAGGAAAGCUCUUAUGUUUCUAACUUGC
This is a messenger RNA of Puccinia graminis f. sp. tritici CRL 75-36-700-3, 985 nucleotides long. RefSeq lists its product as uncharacterized. Bases 172 to 720 code for a protein of 182 amino acids. Gene Ontology annotation, molecular function: S-methyl-5-thioribose-1-phosphate isomerase activity. The transcript has 2 exons. The record is from RefSeq and is a predicted model, not a curated record. Lineage: Eukaryota; Fungi; Basidiomycota; Pucciniomycetes; Pucciniales; Pucciniaceae.